Molecule: messenger RNA, 2628 nt
Organism: Plasmopara halstedii
Lineage: Eukaryota; Oomycota; Peronosporomycetes; Peronosporales; Peronosporaceae
Product: Molecular chaperone (DnaJ superfamily)
Exons: 1
Coding region: 1-2628 (875 amino acids)
Source: RefSeq, a predicted model, not a curated record
AUGGCGCAAGUCACGAGCAUACAGUCUAAGGGUCUUUCGCCUCAUGAACUAACAAAGCGUCGAGCUCUAUUGGCUAAGAUCGAAGAUUUUGAGGCACGAGGCGCUAUUUUGACAUCUGACGCUCGCACUUUGCGUAGCCAGCUGCAUGAUAGUACAAGCGGCCAAUGGAAAGCUGUUGAGGUGCGACUACAGCAACUUGCGCGUAACUGGAAUCCAUACCAGGAUGACAAUUGUGCGACGACCAACUCCUCGGGUACAAAGAAACGAAAAGUUGCGAAACCACUUGAUUUCUAUCAGCUUUUGGAACUCCAACAUGACGCAAACGUCACCACAGAGGACAUUAAAAGACAAUUUCGAAAGCUUGCGCUGCAAUUGCAUCCUGACAAAAGGCGGACGAGUCGUAAGCGCGAUCGCAAAAGUAUAAAUGAUGAUCAAGAGGACGAAGUUAAGAAGGAAGUUGUGGAUACGACGCAAUUUGCGCGGCUUCGAUUGGCUUAUGAGACGCUUUGUGAUCCUUUGAGACGUACAGCAUACGAUGCCAAGCUGCAGGAAAUUUAUCACUUACAAGAUUCUGGUGAAGUUGUAACAAAACAAGUCAAGCUAGAGGCUUCAACGGACUUUGCAUCCUUGGAAUGGAUGGCACGUGUCAAACACAAAAUGGAUGUGAUGGCACGGAUUACAGAGUGGGCAAAAUUGCUAUCCCUUGAUGCAAAUGAGCUGCGUUUUGAGACGGGAGAGCCUUGUAUGGGGAAAGAAUGUGGUAAGAUUGUGAGUAUGGAUCGUGAUUUAGAGUGUUCUGGUUCUUUGCGUCGCCGUGUCUACAUCUGUCUAUUGCACAAGUAUAUACAUGCGUGUGAUGAAAAUUGCACGAGCACAUUUGGAGACGCUGAGCUUGAUCGCCGCGUGUGUCGAAUGCGAGCUUAUUGGCUUAUUCAGAAUUGGCUUUUUGACCAGUUACAAGCUAGUGCCUUGCAGUCACAGUCGUUAAAUGACAUUUCCAUUGAGAAAGCUUCUGGGAAUGAGAAAUUAAAGCGAGAAAGUUGUGAAGAUUCCGCAUGCAGGCCAACUUUACAUGCGUCAGCGAUUUGUGGCCUUGAGCCGUCGAAUAUUCAUCUCGGCGAUCAAUAUACGCGUUUUCAAAUAAACAAAAUAGCUGAGUGUCAAUCCGAUGUAUGCCGAAGCAACUUUCAGUUUUUGGAAGAAGGCAUAUACGCUUGUCGUCAUCACGGAACCCCUCACGUUUGUACAUUUGAUCAAUGUGAUCGACAAGAGCUUCACGUUGGUAGCUACAUUUGUUGGGUCAGUGGAAUAGUGUAUGGUCGUGAACGGGAGCAAGUAGGCACUGAUGUGCGUACACGACGUAUUAUCUAUUCCGACGAACAAGGCGAAGACAGUACAGUCGAAAUGGAAGUGCCUGUGAUGCUUCCAUUAGGCAAGACGACGAAGUAUUUACUAGAAGGCGAUUUAUCGAGCCGUAAUCUUGGAAAUAUGUCGUCGCUUUCACCACCGCCUCCCGAUGAGAAAGCUUGGAAAAAGCAUUUUCGUUGCAAUUUGAAUGGAUUUGAUAUUCUUGCUGAUAACUCCCGGUCACCUCAGCGUGAGUCGGGCAAGAGGUUUAAAAGGGACCGCGAACAAGAGCUAGAAAAGUCUCCAGUGCGCAAACGCUUAAAUCAACGCUUGAUAUCCAAGAUACAGCAAUCCGAAACGACAUCUUUCCACAUUUUUUUGAAGUUACCUUCUGCAGUUGCCACACUGCCGAAAGUAGCGCUGGAGCUGGAAGAGACAACAGGCAGCUAUCUUGACGAUGAUAAUGACGCUACAGACAACAAAAACCUGCUACAGAUCUUUGUGAAUUCAAACCAUACUGUCAAUUACAUCAAGUACUGGAUGGAAGAGCUAACCGAACAACAACUUUCCAUAUGGGACCAGCAAAUUUACUGGAGUGACACCCUGAUUGGCGAAGAAACGAACGUGAUGGUCUUAGAGGAACAUGGUAUAUCGGUGGGUUGCGUAUUAGAAUUACGUCUUCAUGACGACUGUCCAUUGCUUUUGUCUACCUGGAAUGGCAAGAGCGCAGCAACCGGUGGUUGUAUUGAAGCUCCAGUAGAAUACAACACGGUACAAAUAUCAAAAGAAGCAGCAGAAGAGCUGGAUGAUCUCUACAAAGAGUGGGAAAAUGUAGGGGCUGUCGAGGAGCAAGCUUUCGAAGAAAUUCGGUUAAAGCGACAGCGAUUUAAGUUGCGUCGCGCAAUUGAACAUACUGAAGUACUUCGGUAUGACGAUGCCAAGUCUGAAGCACGACUGCUAGGUGUAAUUCAAAAACAGGCUUUAAGUGUCAGCGAUGACGGCAAGUUUAACCGUCAACUGCUCCCACAAAGUGCACAUUUGCGAGGAAAGAGUGAUUUUAAACGAGACUCAGCGAUUAUUGAAAGUGAAGUUCUGGUGAAGGAAGAACGAGAGCAGGUGUCAAGAGGAGUGGAGGCGAUGAGAUCAGUAUCGAACGAUGCACAACCACUAAUUGGAGUCAAAAGUAAACGAGGAAGCACAUCACAAAACACGUGUGUUCGACAUACACAUUUAAGUAUCAAAGGUCGAGGCAAAGACUCGUCGACAGCUCUCAAACAGUGA